Orussus abietinus is the source of this 8550-nucleotide messenger RNA. RefSeq names its product FH1/FH2 domain-containing protein 3 (gene Fhos). The transcript has 28 exons. Gene Ontology annotation, biological process: cortical actin cytoskeleton organization; actin filament network formation. Gene Ontology annotation, molecular function: actin filament binding. The record is from RefSeq and is a predicted model, not a curated record. Bases 110 to 7909 code for a protein of 2599 amino acids. Gene Ontology annotation, cellular component: cytoplasm; cytoskeleton. NCBI's taxonomy places the organism in Eukaryota, Metazoa, Arthropoda, Insecta, Hymenoptera, Orussidae.
GGGCGUCUCCUCGAUUCGCGCGUCGCGACGCCGCGGUCCCGGCGACCCGAGUGCUGCAGGUCGCGCAGGUGGAGCCGCACCUGUCCGCCCCCUGCGCCAAGGCCCCGGGAUGUCCUACAGGAGCUACGGCAUUUCCGGGAUCGGCUACCGAUCGGCUGCCGUUGGAUUGGGGACGGGAGGAGCAGCUUCCACCUACAGGAACAGCGGCUUCGUCGGCAGCACUUCCAGGCCCACCAGCAGGGAUCGGUCCAUCGGCGCUGGACUCACCACGUACGGAUCCCGACUCGCGAAGACCGAGAGAGAUCGACUCGCCGAGUCCAGAUCGACCUACAGACCUUCCGAGGUCUCGAGCUCAAGAGACUCGGAGAGGAGCUCGUCUCUGGGUCGACGAGGGUCCACGGAUGAGAUCAGCCUGGAUGGCUCGACGUCCAGCUCGAGCAGGACCCCAUUGCUGGAGAAACGGUCCUUCAGGGACCCAGGGAACGGGAAAACUUCGGAGCGAUCUUCCUCCCUUCUGGGAAGAUACUCUCGAGGUGUAUCCCGGGACGAGAAGCCCUCGGAAACCGAAUCCACGGCGAGGGACCGAGGAAGUAGAUUCGGCUCAUCCACGUAUCCAGGGUCGCGUCCUGGGAGGUCCUUCGGGAGCGAGGAGCGCCUAGAGAGGAAAGACAGACAGGAUAGCUCGAUACCUCGUCAGAGAACGACCAGGGCGUUUUCUGGGAAGAAUUCGAGAGAUCCCAGUCCGGAGGAGGACGUCAAGCCGUCGAAGUGGGCCUCGUCCCUGGGUACCUACUCCAGGAUCUCCUCCUUGGCGAACAGGAACGCGUCCCUAAGCACUCGAGACUCCAGCCUGACACCGUCUUCGUCCUCCUCUUCGAGGUAUGGCGCACCCAGCUCCAAGUUCUCGGGGUCGUACCCGAGCUCGCAGCGGUUCCGAGCAAGCAGUGGAGAACGGGCGCUUAAAGAGGACGAUCGAAACGGGAAGACGACCUCCACGAGCGACGGACCUCCGGGGAGCAGGAUUAAGGAGAGCCCGGCGAAGUCCUCGGGAAACGAGAGCAGAAGAGUGGAAAACGAUCCGGAAGGAAAUUGCGGCAUUACGAUGGUGACCAUGGUGACGCGGGGGACGUCUCCUACUCCUCCCACCACCACGACGUACGUCAGGUCAGGCCGGACCGACGCCAUCAAGGUGGUUCAGAAAGAGGUGAACGGUUCCCGGGCGAAGCUGGAGACCAAAGACGAGGAGAUACAGGCCGAUCGUGUCGAGGACGCUCCUAAGUUCCCCAGAUAUGUCAAUGGGGCCGAGAGUAACGUUGGUUCCACUGGAGGGAGAACCUUCCCCGGGACAGCCUGGAGUUCCUACCGAGACAAGUACUCCUCGCCCAGCAGCGGCAACGUCGGGUACUCGUCCAGGGGAUACAACUCCACCUCUUCGAGGAUCGGAGCCUUUGGUUUCGCAAGGCCCAACGAGAGCGCCCUCGGGAACCACCACGAGGAGACAGCAAAUUCAGGGAAUUCUAGUCAAAGAACGCCGCCGAGAGACGCGAGGUCCAGAAGCGGCUCCGAGGGGAGGCCUUGCGUUCGACAGAGCCUCGUUUCGAGGUCGCCGGACCAGAGGCGACCUCGAGGAGAGGACAUUUCGCCAGCCUCCAGCGAGGGCUCGCGGUCCAGGAUCCGGAACCAGGCCAGGACCAAGACGCAGAGUCCUGAGAAGCCACGGGCCAACGACACGGCGCGCGAAUCCUCCUGCGAGCAGAAUUCUAGUCAGAGGACGUCGUCGAGGAGCAGCUCCGAGGGCAGACCUUGCGCGCGGCAGAUAGGGUCGGUCUCGAGGUCUCCGGACCAGAGGCGACCUCGAGCCGAGGAGGGGACCGUCACCUUGCCAGCCUCGAGGAGAACUGCUGUAUCUAAUUCCGAGGGUCGAAGGUCGCCGACUAGCGAGGACGACGCCUCGAGGUCGAAGGUGGAGUCGAACGUUCCCUCUUCGAGAGCCUCUUCCAGGCCUUCUUCAAGGUCCGAGGCGGAGGAUGGCACCCGUUCUCCAGGGCGGAUUCCGAAUUCUAGUCCCGCAUCCCGCCGACAAUCACCCGGAGAGAGUCCCACCGGUCUCCGGAAGCCAGGAAGUGGGACUUCGAGAAAGACCCCGACGUCAGAGGCAGAGGACUCUUCGAGGUCCUUGCCGCCUCGCCAGGCGAGGUCCGGCGAGGUCGCGACGAAGUCCCCCUCGCCGGCGGCGAGUCUUGGUACGAAAAUCCGAACACCGACCCCGUCGCCGACGCCGCCAUCUCCGCCGUCGACGUCAAGGCGGCGUCGCGACGGCCAGGGCACCUUAGGGUGCACGAGGCAGGGCGCUUCGCCCGACGCGGCGCUCGGCAAGCCGCCGGUGCCGAGAAACGACGCAGCAGUGAAUGCGAAGGGCCUGGGGCCGAUCUGCAAGUACGUCAACAAGGACUUUCGGAAGUCGGUCCUGAAUAUGGAGAGCGGCGCCGAGGUCGCGCGUGCCCAGAAGUGGACAGCUCGAAGAAGCGCCUCGGCGAGCUCGCAGGACUCCGAGGUGGGCUCGGAGCCGGCGCCCUCGGCCAGGUCCCUGGGCUCAAGGUCCGGGACCUCGACCUCCAGCUCGAGGCCUGCAACCGCCUCUUCUAGGUCCGCGGAGUCCCCUCCUUGCGCCGAGCCACGCGUCGCGACACCGGUGACGUCGCGUUUGGACGCCUCCCAGAAGUCCUCUUCGGCUUCUGGGAGGAGAAGGGGACCCUCGACCUCGCCGAGUCGCAGACCGAAGAGCGACGACGAGUCCAGUGGUACCACGUCAUCGAGUGGCGAGGAGGACGGCGAGGGCAUCGUCGCCGACGCCGAAGUCGCGAAUAGGUCCAGGGGCAGCCCCAGACGACGCAGGAGGAGGACCUCGGGCUCUCCGGUUCAAGGUCGAGAGGGCAGGAGCAGCGACGGGUCUUCCAGGGCCAGCCUGCAGGCGUCUUCGGCGGACGAGCUGCCCCUGACCUCGGAUCGGCCCCCGAGGCCGCCGUCGAGUCCCAGGUCGAGGCGCGAGCGAUGCAGGAAGACCGAGGAGGCCAAGUCCUUCCUGGCGAGGGCCCUGGCUCCCGUGGCCACCCUCUUCAAGAGCAGACAGCAGGACCUCGAGGAGUCGCCCAAGGACGCAGUGAUCGGGUCGGUCUCCAGAGGUCCAUCCCGGAACCCCAGUCGGGGCAGCUCGGCGGAUGGCGGCGAGGAUGGCAGGAGACGCGUCGCUCCUGGUGCCAGGAUCGACGGGAAUGGCUGGGUCGACAACGGAAUUCGGUCCAGCUGCGAGAAGACCGACCGGGGCUGGGUGGACUCCGAGUCGGACUGCGGUCCAGAAGCCGUCGGCUGCAACGACGACGUCAGUCAGGACACCACGAUCAGCGCGGCGCUGCCGGACGACGGAAAGUAUAAGUUUAGAGUGUGGCGUCAGGACUCGGGAGAGAAGGCCUGGUGGCUCGAGGGAGGCGAGGACGGGUCCGGCGCCGACGCCAGGAGCCGGGACGCCGAGGAGGAGAGGAGCCGCCCGGACAGGACCUCGGCGUCGCCGUCCAGGAGAGAGACCAUGGCGGGGGGCCUCAACGAGGCCAGGACUCGCAUUCGACACCAGCAGUCCGGGGAGCGAGCCUGGUGGAUGAGCGAGGACCCGGACAGCGUGCCCGAGGGGGUCGAGGUCAUCCCAGUGGCGAGGCCGUCCCCGAAGAGGACGACGCCGAGUCCUGGCACUCCAGGACCCGAGGCCGAAGACCGGCCCAGAACCCUGGGGGUCCGUCGAUUCGACUCGGGGGAGAAACCCUGGUGGCUGGACAGCUCGUCCAACGUCCCCGACGGGGUCGAGAGGAUACCCGUUGAGGAGAGCUCUCGCAGUGACUCCGCGUCGUCGGAGUCCUUGGAGAGGGUCGACAUCGAGAGACUCGGCACCAGCCUCGCCCCCCCAGCCGAGGAACCUCUAGGGGACAGGGCCAGCCCCGAAGGGAUCGAGAACCCUCCGGACCCGCCCGACACCGAUUAUCGAGCCAGGGAGUCGUCCUACGACGACUCGAGGUCCUCGAUGAAGUUGCCGCCGAGGAGGCCGCCGCCUAGGAAGAGGCCCACGAACCUCCCUCUCUUCAUCGGGGAGAGGAGGGACAUCGACGACCUCUUGGGCGAGGUCAAGGAGCCCACCCGCGGCCCGGUUACCUCGCGACUCUUCGGAAAGGAGUCCUCCGAGGAGAGCUCGGAGUGCGAGGAGAUCGACGCGACCCAGGUGAUCGUCCACGACGGCAGGGCCAGGACGCCGGUGAUUCAGCGAAGGAUCGGGGACGCCGACGGGACUCGGCCCGAUGGCUACAUUCCCCUCGAUGACACGGCACUUCAGCUCUAUAAGGAUGGCGAUUACGGGGCGUACCUGGACCUCGAGGCGUCCAUCAGCGAGCAGCAGGAGGAGUUCGAGGGGUUCCAGACCAACCGGAAAAACUCCAUCGUGCUGCGGACCCAGCUCUCGGUACGCGUCCACACCAUCAUCGAAAAGUUGCUCAACAGCGAGGGCCGCGAGCUGCGCAGGGCGCUCUUCUCCCUGAAGCAGAUCUUCCAGGAGGAUAAGGACCUGGUCCACGAGUUCGUGCAGAAUGAUGGUCUGGCGUGUCUCAUCAAGGUCGGCAGCGAGGCCGACCAAAACUACCAAAACUACAUUCUACGAGCCCUCGGUCAGGUGAUGCUCUACGUAGACGGGAUGAACGGGGUGAUGGAGCACGGCCAGACGGUCCAGUGGCUGUACACCCUGAUCGCCAGUCGCUUCCGCCUGGUGGUGAAGACCGCCCUGAAGCUGCUGCUGGUCUUCGUCGAGUACGUCGAGACGAACAGUCUGCUGCUGGUCAGGGCCGUCAGGUCGGUAGACACGUCCAGGGGCAUGAUCCCCUGGACCAACGUAAUGAAGCUCCUGAAGGACUACGACGCGGCCGACACGGAGCUCCUGAUAUACGCGACCACCCUGGUGAACAAGUGCCUGAACGGCAUCCCCGACCAGGACACCUACUACGACCAGGUGGACUGCCUAGAGGAGCAGGGCAUCGAGGGCAUCGUCCAGAGGUACAUGUCCAAACAGGGCACCGACCUGGACCUCCUGAGGCAGUUCCAGAUUUAUGAGGCGGUGCUGCACCACGAGGACGGCAACGACCGGGGCUCGCCUAUCAGGCAGCUCGACGACAACAUCAGGAAGACGCUGAGGAACCGGAAGUCCCUGGUGGACAGCCACGAGCGACGGAAGUCCCGAAGACACUCGACCGGAACCUCGCCGCUCUCGAUGACGCUGAACGCCCGCUCGAGCCCCAGGCUGAACCACUCUCUGGGUUUGAGUUCCUUGGACAGCACGAUGAACUCGAGCCUACCCGACGACGACGACGAGUCCAGCAGCUCCCAGAGCUCCCAGGGCCUGGACGUGCAGCUCAACGGCAGCUACAAGGAGAACAAAGUGGACGUCGGCGUAACUCCGGCGCUGAGACGACGCCGGGAACGGGCCGAAAGACAGAGGAGCUUCAUCAGGGAGCAGCAGGAAGCCACGGCGAGCAUGAGAGCAUCGGUCGGGAACUCGGACGAUCAGGAGAGCCCAUUUCCGACGAACGGGCUCCGCUACUCGAACGGUUCUCCAUACGAGCGGGGCUCGGAGUCGCCGUCGAACCGGCUGGCCAGGGGGACCAGCAGGAAGGAUUUGACACCCUUGAUGAACGCGGCGAACAAGCUUGACUCGGAGGAAAAGAAGCCCAGGUACGGGAAGAGCCCGGACGAGGGGGUCGAGUGCGACGAGGGCAACCGAACCGACGAGGACGAGGACCGCAGGGUGAUGCUGCAGCUUAAGAGGGAGGGCACCGUCAAAGACCUGACGCAAAAGCUGGCGGCGCAGAACCUGAUACCCAGCAGCCCCGUCGAGGACAAGGUCUCAAGGAUAGGCGACAUGAGCGGCCUCAUCUCGAAAGCCAAAGAGGGUCUGGCGAAGUCCAAGUCGAAGGCCGACGUCCUGAAGUCGCCCACGGGGGACAGCCUGCCGAAGCUCGCCGAGGCGAAGAAGUCGGAGAACGAGCUCCACUGGGAGGAGCUGGCGAAGAGGCUGAAGAGGCCGCUGGCCCUCUGCGACCUGGAUUUCACGGACCUCGACUCGGAGGACGAGGUCGACGUCCUGAGCCCGGUGCACGUAGCUAACGGGGUGCCGCCACCGCCGCCACCCAUGGUCCCACCCAUGAUGGGUGGCCGGGCCCCACCCCCGCCGCCCCCGGGAAACCGAUUUCCACCACCUCUGCCCUACGGGCCCCAGGGCUUCGGGGCCGGUCUCAAGGCCGUCAAACCUCCACCCUCCCCCUUCGGCGACUCCCCGAAGAACCCCUCCCAACCGCCCAAGAAGAGCAAGAAGACCGUCAAGCUCUUCUGGAAGGAGGUAAGGGACGACCCCAUCAUCCUCUCUCGACUGGACAAGAACAAGAUGAUCUGGGACGAGCUCUCCCCCGUGCCCGUCGACACCCAGAAGCUGGAGCACCUCUUCGAGAGCCGCGCCAAGGACCUCAUCACCAAGCAGAAGCAGCAGGAGAUGAACAAGAACAAGGAGAUCAUCGUCCUGGACCACAAGAGGUCGAACGCCAUCAACAUCGGGAUGACCAAGCUCCCUCCACCUAGGUCCAUCAAGACGGCCAUCCUGAAGAUGGACGCCACUAUCAUGAACAGAGAGGGCAUCGAGAAACUCCUGACGAUGCUGCCGACCGAGGAGGAGAGGUCCAGGAUACAAGAGGCGCAGGCCGCCAACCCUGACCUUCCCCUGGGAUCCGCGGAGCAGUUCCUGCUCACCCUGGCCUCCAUCUCGGAGCUGCCGGCCAGGUUGAAGCUCUGGGCCUUCAAGCUCGACUUCGAGAACUCGGAGAAGGAAAUCGCGGACCCGCUGAUGGACCUCAAACAGGGGAUGGAGACGCUGAGGGUGAACAAGACCUUCCGAGGGAUUCUCAGCACGCUCCUCUCGAUCGGGAUAUUCCUCAAUGGGAACGAGGUAAAAGGCUUUCAGCUGGAGUACCUCGCCAAAGUGCCCGAAGUCAAGGACACCGUGCACAAGCACUCCUUGCUGCACCAUCUCUGCCACAUGGUCAUGGAAAAGUUUCCGGACUCCACGGACUUGUACUCCGAGAUAGGAGCCGUCACCAGGGCGUCGAAGGUCGACUUCGACGAGCUCGCCGCCAAUAUCGGAAAACUCGAGAGCGAGUGCAAGGCGUCAUGGGAUCACCUGAAAUUGAUUGCCAAGCACGACGGGUCUACCAUGAUGAAGGUCAAGAUGUCCGACUUCCUGGCCGACUGCGCCGAGAGGAUCAUCGUCCUCGGGAUAGUUCACCGGCGCAUAAUAAAUCGCUUCCACAAAUUCGUCCUCUGGCUCGGGAUACCGCUCCACCGGCUGCAGGACACCAAGCCGAACGAGUUCUGCAGGAUCAUCUCCGAGUUCGCCCUCGAGUACAGGACCACGAGGGAGAGGGUUAUCCAGCAGCUGGAGAAGAAGGCGAAUCACAGAGAGAGGAACAAGACCAGGGGGAAGAUGAUCACGGAGGUCGGCAAGUUCAGGACCAAGGAGGACCGAGCCGACGCGGAGCUCAGACAACUCCUGGGAAGUGACAUCUCCGACGUCGAGAGCAUCCACGGCACGUUGCCUUGGAGAAGGCAGAGAAAGGACGGGCGCACCGCGUUGGGGCCGCUCCUCAGGGACGAGUCGGUCAACGGGAACCUGACCGACGGGGACGACGAGCUGCUGGAGUCGCUCGUCAAGACGGCCACCAAGUCCCCCGGGACCAGGACCACCCCCAGGGAACGCAAAAGGACUCGACACGCCGACCUGAAGCGAUCCCGCACCCGCGAGAACAACACCACGCCGGAGGGUUACCUACCCUGAAGAGGGCCAACCCCGUGUCCUCUGCGAUGAAGUGCGUAGAACCCUGAAGAAUGGACUCUCCGAGGAGGAGAGGAAACACAUCGCCGCCUACAUCAAGGGCUACUGACUGUGAUAAUAGCCGGCACCUGCUUAUUCGGCGUCGGCGGAGCACCGGAAGAGGGGCCACGGCGAGAGCGGAAGCCGCCGUCGGCCGGAAACCAGGGAUAGGGAGCCUCGAAUGUCGGAUGACAUUCGAGAGUCCUGGAUCCUGGGCCCAGGACUCUCGGGAGAAUCUCCGAACCGAGCCUUCAUCGGAGGAAGACCUAGCCGAACGCUGAUAAGAGGGCGCGACGAUCCACGGGGUGAGACGCGGUGCCUGGGUAGAGAGAUUACGGAGUAAAGUCGGCAUUUGCAAUUGAUACGCACGGAGAGACGUAUAAAUAUAGGUGUAAGUGUAAUUAUAGAGACGGACGCAUGCGCAUAGGGCACAGGCACGGCGCUCGCUGGGAGGAUCGUCGAGUCCUCGGCAGAGGGGAGGAUAAGUGUCUUAAAAGCUUAGUCGUAAUCCGUCUUGCCCGUGAGAUGUAGGUACACGCUGUUCCGUACCAACGUACACACCCGUGAUAAGUGAAUGCAUCGAAUAAAGGACGUAAGAUCACGAA